This is a messenger RNA of Mytilinidion resinicola, 1285 nucleotides long. RefSeq names its product glutamine synthetase/guanido kinase. Gene Ontology annotation, molecular function: glutamine synthetase activity. The record is from RefSeq and is a predicted model, not a curated record. NCBI's taxonomy places the organism in Eukaryota, Fungi, Ascomycota, Dothideomycetes, Mytilinidiales, Mytilinidiaceae. The coding region runs from base 147 to 1016 and encodes 289 amino acids. The transcript is spliced from 2 exons.
UCUAUCGUACACUAGAGCAUCCGACCGAUCGUUGCCCAAGAAGCUGUUUUUAGAGAGUGGUGUCGACGGCGAGAGAGGCGCAUUCGCUCACGUUUCUUUGUGCAUUUGAACUCGAGUUCUAUCUGCUUCAAGAAAACAGCAGUCCUAUGAGUGACCACGAAAGUGUGUCGCAUUCAUCGGAGCUGAUACCCUGGUGCUCCUCGCAAAGACUGCAUGGUGGAAGAGCGGAUUGUCUUCGCAAAUGUAUGCUUGCGCUAGAAGAUACAGAGAUUUUCGUCGAACAUGGACAUGCCGAAGGAUCAAUUUACCAAUUCGAAAUAUCCACUGGGCCCCUCGAACCUCUGGCCGCUGUGGACGCCUUCUAUGCAUCCCGAGACAUAAUCAAGAGAACGGCGUUGAACAGUGGCUACCAAGCAACAUUCAUCCCGAGACCGAUGUUGGACUCCUCGCCAUCUGGUUUGCAUUUGAAUCUCUCAGUUCACUCUUCCACGGCAUCAUAUCUUAAAAGUUCCGAGGGAAGAGUCGAAGCAAAUGUAGCUGACAUGUUCCUUGCUGGGAUACUGACCAGGCCUCCGGCUCUUUGCGCCAUCAGUAUGCCUAGUUCGCAGAGCUACCUGCGCGGCGCCACAUAUGAGACCAUGGGCGAGUUCGUAGCUUGGGGCAAAUCCAACCAAUCCGUUGCUUUGAAUGAAAGAGCACGAGGCUAUUGGGAAGUGAGGUCUCUGGACUGCUCGGUAAAUGUUCAUCUGGCUGUUGCCGCUUACAUUGGGGCUGGGAUACUUGGACUGGAAAAGAAUGAGGCGCUACCAUCGAAGGACCCCGUUGUCGCAGUCGAAACCCUUCACCCUAAGGACCGGUCGUCCCUUGGGAUUACUAAACGCCUUCCGGCAUCCCUGGAGGAGGCUUUACUAGAACUUCAGGAGCAGAAGGCGAUCGAUUUAGAAAGUGUUCUUGGGUGCAGAAUGCUAGAGCUAUGUUUCAUUUCUAGCAUUUUUUGUAUACCUACUUAUUCGUAAUAUACCCCUCUUUGCAUAUGAGUGAACAAAUAGACAAUAGAAAAUCGAAGGUAGUAGAAGUGAAAGUCUAGAAGUAACGUGUAUAUUGGUUGAAAGUCGGACCUUGAACAUUAGAUCACAACAAACGCGCUCAGGCCCCAUCACGCCAUCGAACGGGCUCUCGCGCUUCAACAUGUCGUCGCUCUUCAUCAUGUCGGCGAUGGUGUCAAGGUCUUGCUCGACGCCCUCACAGGUACACGGCUCGUAGUGGCCUUUGCGCAGCUACGAAG